Molecule: messenger RNA, 1160 nt
Organism: Jatropha curcas
Lineage: Eukaryota; Viridiplantae; Streptophyta; Magnoliopsida; Malpighiales; Euphorbiaceae
Product: Thioredoxin superfamily protein
Source: RefSeq, a predicted model, not a curated record
UUGACCAUUAUAUUGACCCAAUACAUAGGAAACUAUAAAGGAAAUAAUUCUUGCGAAACAAACCUAUCCUAAAAUAAGAGAAUCAGAAUAUAGAAAAUGACCGUAGUUGGUGUGAAACUGUGAAUCAUCCAUUAAUAAAGCUACCGUACAAGCAGGCCCCGAAGAGACGAUCCUUCAAUAACAUACAGGAACUGUGGAAGAAAGCUUAAAAAAUGAAUAUAAUACUAAGAGCACACUUCUCUACUGUGUUAUUGUUCUUCUUAUCUGUAAUCAAUGUCUCUGUGCGGGACGUAGAUGCCCAAAGCUUGCCUCCUGCAAGGUACGAUGGGUUCCCGUACCAGAAACAGCUAGAUGAUUCGAACACCAUCCUGAUUGAAGCCUUCUAUGAUCCUGUCUGUCCCGAUAGCAGAGAUUCCUGGCCUCCUCUCAAGCAAGCACUUCACUUUUACGGCUCAAGGACCUCGCUUGUUGUUCACCUCCUCCCUCUGCCAUACCAUGACAAUGCAUUUGUUGCUUCCCGCACAUUGCAUAUUGCAAAUGAGCUGAACACGUCUUCCACUUUCCCCUUGUUAGAGCGGUUCUACAAGCAUCAGGAGAGGUUUUAUAAUGCUCAAACACACAACAAAUCAAGAGCUACUGUUGUAAAAGAAAUAGUGAAAUUUGCAUCUGCAGCAGUUGGAAAUUCCUAUUGUUCAGCAAUUGAAUCUGGUCUUAAUGACAGACAAACUGAUCUCAAAACAAGGGUUUCCUUCAAGUAUAGUGCUUCGAGAGGGGUGUUUGGCACUCCUACUUUCUUUGUUAAUGGAUUUGCAUUGCCUGAUGCUGGGUCUACCGUAGAUUAUUUGGGUUGGAGAAAGAUCAUCGAUCCACUGGUUAAAGCAAAUGUUGGCAAAAGCAAGGAUCAGUUGCAUUUCUUUUUAUGAAGAGCUUGGCUUGUGAGAUCGAAAUAUAGUUAAAUAUUGCUCUGGAACUACUGAUUCUGGCAUUGUGGAUACUGAGGAGACUGCGCUAAGCAACUCUGGAUGCUGGCAUUUCAUUUUCUCCUGUUGUUUAUAUGUGUUAAUAAUGGUGUGAUUGAGAUUUGCUAGCAAAUAUGAUGUUUAUAUAUUCAAUUUUAAGAUAAAUGACUCAUAUAUACACCUAUAGUUAUGUUCAUUAAA